Molecule: messenger RNA, 1179 nt
Organism: Fragaria vesca subsp. vesca
Lineage: Eukaryota; Viridiplantae; Streptophyta; Magnoliopsida; Rosales; Rosaceae
Product: F-box/LRR-repeat protein 20-like
Exons: 1
Coding region: 1-1179 (392 amino acids)
Biological process (GO): SCF-dependent proteasomal ubiquitin-dependent protein catabolic process
Cellular component (GO): SCF ubiquitin ligase complex
Molecular function (GO): protein binding
Source: RefSeq, a predicted model, not a curated record
AUGAGUAAGAUAGGACAUGACGAACUCGGCCAAAUCCUGGACCGGAUCACCGACCCAGCUGAUAGAAAAUCAACCUCUCAGGUCUGCAAGGGGUGGUGGCUCAUAGAGGCUCAGAGCCGAACAUCACUCCGAGUUAAUGACCCCCAUCAUCUUCCUCGAUUACUUGCUAGGUACCCAAACUUAACCACAUUCGAAACCCCAAGGGGAAUGAGCAAUGCCGACCUCGCAUUGGUGGCCCAAUCGUGCCCCAAAUUGGAGGCCUUCAUACUCGAUGAUAUAUCAAUUAGUGUGGAAAUUGGGAGACAAGGCAUGCGGGCACUGGGAUAUACUUACCCGUAUAGAGUUGGAGAUGAAGAUGCAUUAGGGAUCUCUAAUGACGAAGCUCAUGAGAUAUUAAGGGUCGUUAAUGAAGUUGGGGACCAAGGUUUGUGCGCUUUGGCAGACGGGUGUCCCAAAUUGUCCAAGAUUGUGCUCAGAAGGACGGGGGCUGGACUGCUUGGAAUAAUGACCAUGAUUACUUCGGCGGCACAUAACUUGACUCAUUUGGAUUUGGAGGGCUGUUCUUUGGUUACUGACCAAGUCCUUGAAGCAAUUGGGUCCUCUAGUUGUCCCAUUCGCAUUUUGAGUUUGAGAUUUUGCUCCGAAAUUACUGAUGCCGGAUUGAGGUUUUUGGCAAAUGGGUCUUGCUCAAAAACCAUGGAGCAAUUGAACCUUUCCAGCUGCCGUGAAAUCACUGAUGAUGGGGUUUUGCUUUUGUGCAACAUGUGUGUCUUGGAGGAGCUGGAUUUGAGGUAUUGUAACCAGCUAACUGAUAUUGGAGGUCAGGCAAUCUCCACAAUUCGAACCCUCAAGAAAUUGAACUUGGACUGUCUAUUCAACCUUACAGAAGAAACCUUUGUAGCUGUUGCUGAGAAUUGCAUAAACUUGGAGGUGCUUAAUCUUCAACAAUGUCAUGUCACUGCAGCAAGUAUAGAUGCAUUUUUGGGUCACAAAUGCUUGCGAUGCCUUAAUCUUUUUUGUUGUAUUUCUCAUGAUAUAAAAGGAUCUACUUUAGAAAGCCUAGCGCUGGGAUGCCCUUCACUGGAGUCGAUUGUGGUGCAUAGAACUUGGAGACAGAGGCUGGUGCAGGACAUGCAAGAGAAUACUGUUAGCAGAUUCCUCAAAUUCUGGUUUAAUUGA